GUGUGUUUGUGGUGCUUCAGUUUACAGCACCGUGGUUCGUGGUUUGUUUUGAUUUUUCGCGUUUCGGUGUGAUUUUGGCGUUUUCGCACCAAACAGUGUGCACUGUGGCACUCAGUCCAAGCUGAUCAUUCGGCCCCGUUGUGUUACAAACAUCGCUAACGAUCGUUCGCUAUUCGUCGAGAGGCGCGCGCGACGGAAACUUGACUACAUUCUCACUCUCCGAAUUCGAUGGUGUGUAAUUGUGACAAAUCCAUCCAAAUGCAAAUCGAUCAAAACCAUCAACAAUUUUUUUAAUUAAUCACGAUUAUUUCACAAUUACAAUUUAUAAAUUCGUAUCAGGUAAAAAAAAGCUGCGCUAAUCAAAAUCGACGAAAUUUGAUUCGCAACACAAAAAUCGACUGAAUCUUUCCUAUGAAAAACUAUUACGAACCGAAAAUUGAGUGAAUUGAGUCAUGUUUCAAGUGAACAUUUUUCUUUUGGAAGUGUACAAAAUAGACCAAAAAUCCAAUUGAAAAUGUUGUGUUUAUUUCAGAGGGAAAAAAUUUGAUUUUAAAGUGAACAAAUUGCAACUAUUUAUCAAAAAGGUUCAUUUACAAAAACGUUCGCGGACUGUUUAGAAGAGAGCCAACCAAAUAAAUCAACGAAUUUUUAAUAAUUUUAUAGAUAAAUUGGUGAAAAGAUUGUGAUCAAGUGAGGUUCUAGUGGACAUUUACAAUACAUUUUUCAUUAUUUCGUAGACCAAAACUUUCAAAUUUACUUGUGAAACUAAAACAGUGAACAGUGAAAGAGAAAAACAUAAGUUACAAUGGAUUUCUCUGGGACAAAUAUGAAACCAUUUUUAACCGGAUAUCCAUUCCAAGGUCAGGGUCGUGUUAAUCAGUUGGGUGGUGUUUUCAUCAAUGGUCGUCCGCUUCCGAAUCACACACGUCUGAAAAUCGUUGAAAUGGCCGCUGCCGGCGUUCGACCGUGUGUCAUUUCGCGACAGCUUCGUGUGUCGCACGGCUGCGUCUCAAAGAUCCUGAACCGCUAUCAAGAGACUGGCUCGAUUCGUCCUGGAGUGAUAGGUGGAUCAAAGCCAAAGGUGGCCACGCCUGAAAUCGAAUCUCGCAUCGAAGAUCUGAAGAAAUUGAAUCCAAACAUCUUUAGCAAUGAAAUUCGCGAAAAAUUAAUCAAGGAAGGUGUUCCGGAUCCGCCGAGCGUGUCAUCCAUAAAUCGACUGUUGCGUGGCUCUGAUCGUCGUGACGAUGACGGAAGAAAGGAUUACAGCAUCCAUGGCAUUUUGGGCGGCCGCACUUCAGACUCCAGCGACACCGAAUCGGAGCCAGGCAUUCCAUUGAAACGGAAGCAGAGACGAUCACGUACCACAUUCACUGGUGAACAGCUCGAUGCGUUAGAGAGAAGUUUUAGCCGAACGCACUAUCCCGAUGUGUACACACGCGAGGAAUUGGCCCAAUCGACACAACUUACUGAAGCCAGAAUCCAGGUUUGGUUCAGUAAUCGUCGUGCACGAUUGCGCAAGCACACGGGUUCGAAUAAUAUGCCAAAUAUGGGACCACCAAUGUCAGCGCUGUCAAUGCCACAGUAUUCAGGGAAUUUAAAUAAUCCAAAUCAAACGGAUGUGCAUCAAAUACCAACUCAUUAUGAUCACUUGGUACAGCAAUCACAGCACAGUGGCUAUGCGGCCGGCUUUCAUCACAAUGCCGGUUUAAUGCCACAAAAUUAUUCGGGUUCGGUACAUUUUCAGCCGUCACUUGAUUACGGCACAAAGCUGGCCAACGAAGAUUACAAAUAUUCAACUGAUCAAAUAGCGAAAAUGACAACCACACCGCCACCACCAGCGCCGCCACAGCAAACAGCCGUAUCGCUAUCAGCACAGCCAUCGUCCACAUUACCAACUGCAAUCAAAUCCUACAGCGAGCACAUGUCCGAAACGAAUUGGAAUCAAAUGUACGGACAUCAUCAGGUCUACGGUCCACCCAAUGAGUACAGUCAAAUGCAACAGAAUUACACCAAUCCAAAUGCAAAAUAUUGGUCAUGAAUCGAUUGAAAGCAAUUGCAGAAUCGAAAGGUUAAUAAAAGAAAUGGCAAAACGUAUACAAUUUCUGUUUUUCUUUUUGACGAACACGACACAUCAUCCCUCAUUGAUUCCAGUGGAAAAAAAAUGAAUUAGUAAAUUGUUUUAUCGGCAGUGUAAGAUGUGGAGAAAUAUCAUUUGACUUGAUAUUUUACCGCGACCAAUGCGCACGUUCACUUCAACGAAAAUUUGAGAAAAAGAGAAUUCGAAGCAAUUAAUCAUACCAAAACCUAGUUUUUAUAGGCAGGAUUAUUAAUACAAAUAAAUAUGUAAGAUUUUGGCUCAAUGUUCUCAGUUUCCAUGAUAAACUAUUUUUUAUUAAGUAAAAGGAUCACAAGAAAAUUGUGUAGGAAAAUUGAUGUUUAAUGUUUACGAACAACAAAUCAAAUUCAGUUCACUUUCACAUUUCAUUCUCAAUUUGUUGCUUUAUUAGUGGAUAGAUGCAACAGCAUUUGGAUUUGCAAUUAGAUGAAUCAAAAGCGGAAAACCGUAAGAUUAUUCAAAUGCGAAAAAAUAAGCAAAUUAACAUUUAUUUUAUACACACCAUACCAUUGAAGACAACGACGACGACGACGACGACGACUACGAUGAUGAUGAGUGCGCCGCGCAUUGUGUGGCUGCAACAGAAACGUUUCAGUAAAAUGCUUAAAAAAAAGUUUCUAAUUCUCUAAAUAGGUUUCAUAAUUUAUUUUGUAUUAGUUCAAGUGGCAGCAAAUUGUAGAUUGUAGCAAACGCUAGUGCAUAAAUUGAUAGUAAUAGAAAUAAUAAUCACGAUUUAAUAUAAUAAUAAACGUAAUGUUGAAGAGGUGAAAACUCCCACUUUAGCUAUAUUUGAGAGCAACAUACGGCUAUUAAGGACAUAAGGCAUUGGCAAAGAUAAAAUGCUUACCAUUUGGCACACACUUGAAAGGAGUACACAUUGCACACUCCAUAGUGCACACACAUGAUUCAGAGUGUAUGUUUGCAAGCGAAGCGUUUGCGCGUAAAAUUUUAUGUCUUGCAUUAAUUCCUACGUUCGGUGCUACGCGUUUCAUUUUUUUCUUUCUUCAAAAUUAAACAAAGUGCGCGCAGAUUAUUUUCCUCUCUCGCUUCAAGUUAAGAGCACCUAAUUUGGACCAAUAAUUAGAAUGAACAUGGAAAUUUUUGUGCGUUAGAGUUCCAGUUACUAUAAAUAGCUUAUACGAUGAUUUUUUUCUGUGUAAAGAAACCAAAUGAAACUGAAACGUAAUUUUAAUAACAUGUGAAAAUUUAGAUUCAGAUUUUUUUUUCGGCCGCCUUUUUACUCCACAUAUCGAAUCAUUAUCAUCAUCAUCACGAAAUCAUCGACUACACAUUAUUUUCUCGAAAAAUGAUGAGCUAUGAUGAACAAUUUGCCUUAAAUCCAUAAUCAUUCUCAUAAAUAUUUCACCGUUUGAUAUAGAUCUUUGCCUUUGAUAUUUUGCUAAAUACACUUUUCAGAAAACAACAAACAAACGAACAACAAAAAAGAACACAUAUCAAUAACUCACAAUAUUCAUUAACUAUUCAUUUAUUCACAACAAAAUGAAAUAAUGCCUUGCAUUUACAAUGCAGCUCAACAAUUUGUGUCUUAGAAGCGUUCAAAUGAAUCGAAUUAAGAUAGAUUACCUGAUGAAUAAAAUGUAGCUAUUUAAUAAAGAUGAAUGUAUAAAAACAAA
Sitodiplosis mosellana (orange wheat blossom midge) is the source of this 3750-nucleotide messenger RNA. RefSeq names its product protein gooseberry-neuro (gene gsb-n). Gene Ontology annotation, biological process: anatomical structure development; regulation of transcription by RNA polymerase II. The record is from RefSeq and is a predicted model, not a curated record. The transcript has 7 exons. Bases 806 to 2038 code for a protein of 410 amino acids. Lineage: Eukaryota; Metazoa; Arthropoda; Insecta; Diptera; Cecidomyiidae. Gene Ontology annotation, molecular function: DNA-binding transcription factor activity, RNA polymerase II-specific; RNA polymerase II cis-regulatory region sequence-specific DNA binding.